UCCUUUUCUUCAUUCUUUCAUCCAAAAACAAACCAACAUGGCAUCAUCAUCAUCAUCCUUAAACUUCCUCAAAAUGUGUCUGUCUUUCCCAAUGUUGUUGUUCUUCCUCUUCUCCAUUUCACCUUCAUUCUCAUCUCCAACUGCAUCAUCCUUGGGAAACUUACAAGCAGAAAAUCUCAUAAGAGGACUUAAUCUUUUUCCAAAAGAUUCCAUUAACACACCACAGAAUGAUCCUCAUAAUGCUCCUGGAAAUAUCGUCGAGAAGAAGUUCACUUUUCCUGGUUUUUCUCAUUCUGGUCUUUCUGUUGAUGAACUCGGUCAUCAUGCAGGGUAUUAUCGUCUUCCUAAUACCAAAGCCGCAAGGAUGUUCUAUUUUUUCUUCGAAUCUCGGAACAAGAAAGACGACCCUGUUGUUAUAUGGUUAACCGGAGGUCCAGGAUGCAGUAGUGAAAUUGCUAUGUUUUAUGAAAAUGGUCCUUUUCAGUUUUCCAAGAACCUGUCCCUUGUUUGGAAUGAAUAUGGAUGGGAUAAGGCAUCAAAUAUUUUAUUUGUAGACCAACCAACUGGAACAGGUUUCAGCUAUACCACCGAUGAUACCGACAUUCGUCACGACGAAGACGGUGUUAGCAAUGAUCUGUACGACUUCUUGCAGGCAUUUUUCAAGGAACAUCCUCAGUUCACUAAGAACGACUUUUAUAUUACCGGAGAAUCGUAUGCUGGACAUUACAUUCCAGCUUUUGCAUCAAGGGUUCACCAAGGAAACAAAGCAAAAGAAGGAAUUCAUAUAAAUCUUAAGGGUUUUGCUAUUGGUAAUGGAUUAACCAAUCCUGAAAUUCAGUACAAGGCAUAUACAGAUUUUGCAUUAGACAACGGAUUAAUUAAUAAAUUUGAACAUGACAGAAUCAAUAAGUUGGUUCCACCAUGUCAAAAAGCUAUAGAGGCUUGUGGGACUAAAGGCGGAGAAGCGUGCAUGACUGCAAGGAGAAUUUGCAGUGGCAUAUUCAAUGACAUCAUGGAAAUCGCCGGCAACAUUAAUUACUAUGACAUUAGAAAACAAUGUGAGGGAAGUCUUUGUUAUGACUUCUCCAAUGUGGAGACAUUCUUGAACAUGGAUACAGUCAGAAAAGCUUUAGGUGUUGGGGACUUGGAAUUUGUUUCUUGUAGUAGCACAGUAUACAGUGCCAUGAUGGAGGAUUGGAUGAAAAAUCUUGAAGUUGGUAUUCCUGCUCUUCUUGAGGAUGGAAUCAAGUUGCUUGUGUAUGCUGGAGAAGAAGAUCUCAUUUGCAAUUGGCUUGGGAAUUCAAGGUGGGUUGAUGCCAUGGAGUGGUCAGGUCAAAAAGAAUUUGAGAAGUCUCCUAUAACACCAUAUUUGGUUGAUAGAAAAGAAUCGGGAAGUCUGAAAACCCAUGGACCUCUUGCUUUCCUCAAGGUGAAAGAGGCUGGUCACAUGGUUCCUAUGGAUCAACCAAAAGCUGCACUUCAGAUGUUACAAGAUUGGAUGCAAGGGAAACUAGUAAGGACAAAGGGAGGAGAUAAUGUUUCUCCUAUAUGAUGCUAUGCACAAAUCCAAAAUCACUUCGAAGUAGUAAACAGAAUAAUGAUUUUUAACUUGUGUACAUUGGAAUGGUGAAUGAAAUAUAAUUGUUCUUUUCUA
Vicia villosa (hairy vetch) is the source of this 1654-nucleotide messenger RNA. RefSeq names its product serine carboxypeptidase-like. Gene Ontology annotation, molecular function: serine-type carboxypeptidase activity. Bases 38 to 1552 code for a protein of 504 amino acids. Gene Ontology annotation, cellular component: vacuole. Lineage: Eukaryota; Viridiplantae; Streptophyta; Magnoliopsida; Fabales; Fabaceae. The record is from RefSeq and is a predicted model, not a curated record. Gene Ontology annotation, biological process: proteolysis. The transcript is spliced from 9 exons.